AUGCGGAGUCUGACCCAAGCCCGGGUUGUCCAAGGACUCGAAGAGGCUCUUGGAGAGAUCCACCUCGUCGAUUCCACAUUUGCAGUCAAUGCUAUAUGCAACCGAGGACGGCCAACUCAGGUUCAACGACGUUCGAAUGGACUCAUUGGAGUGGCCACUGGCGAGAUCGAGCGGCCGAGCGGCCUGGCGGUGCUGACCUGGGCCAGCGGUGUCGCAGCUAGGGCAGAAAGGGAUGCCGCCCAACAGAUAGACAUCUGGUCGCCUACAAGGUGCCUGGUGCCUGGACUCCAUCGACGACAGUCGUGA
Messenger RNA from Anthostomella pinea, 306 nucleotides. The record is from the annotation of a GenBank genome assembly. Lineage: Eukaryota; Fungi; Ascomycota; Sordariomycetes; Xylariales; Xylariaceae.